AGUUUAGCCUCUUAUUGGGACCAAUGCGCAUGGCAAUCACUUGGAUGGCCUAAAGUGUGUUACAAAACUCCACGCGAACUGGUUCGGCUUUGGUUCCAGGCAGACGGGCAAGUAUGAUUCGAAACCUGACAAACAAUUUACUGUACAGAAAAGUAGGAACUACAAAAGCAUGCCUGCUGUUGGGAAAUAAAAAUCUACGAGAGGCACAAAACAAAACUUUCUACCAGUUAUGGAAAGAAUUGCAAUUAAGAUGUUAUGCUGCUGAAUCAGCCAAGAAAGUUUUUGAUAGAACAAAGCCACAUGUAAACAUAGGUACAAUAGGUCACGUGGAUCAUGGCAAAACAACAUUAACAGCCGCAAUCACAAAAACUCUUGCAAAUGCUGGCGGUGCGAAGUAUAAACAAUAUGCAGAUAUUGACAAUGCUCCGGAAGAAAAGGCGAGAGGUAUUACAAUCAAUGCAUCGCAUGUGGAAUACGAAACAGAAAACCGGCAUUACGGACACAUCGAUUGUCCAGGGCAUGCAGAUUAUAUCAAGAACAUGAUUACUGGAGCAGCGCAAAUGGAUGGUGGUAUCUUGGUGGUUGCAGCAACAGACGGACAGAUGCCGCAGACCAGAGAGCAUCUUCUUCUUGCUAAUCAGGUCGGAGUUAAGAACUUAGUUGUCUUCAUAAACAAAGCAGAUGCUGUUGAUGAUAAGGAAAUGCUUGACCUGGUCGAAUUAGAAAUGCGUGAAAUUUUGUCUCAGUAUGGCUAUGAUGGUGAUAAUACUCCUGUCAUCAUUGGUUCGGCCUUGUGCGCCUUAGAAGACAGAGAAAAUGAGAUUGGAUACAAUGCGAUUUUAAAACUGCUCGAGGCAAUCGACUCACAUAUCCCGACUCCAACACGUGACCUGGACAAGCCCUUCUUAUUGCCUGUCGAAGAUACGUUUUCCAUUUCUGGACGUGGUACUGUUGUGUCUGGGAGAGUUGAGAGGGGAAGAAUUAACAAGGGUGACGAAGUUGAGAUUACCGGUCACGGCACCACCCUCAAAACAACAGUUACAGGACUAGAAAUGUUUCAUAAGCAACUGGACAACGGCCAGGCUGGAGACAAUCUUGGGGCUCUGGUGAGAGGAAUUAAAAGGGAAGACGUUAAACGUGGAAUGGUCAUGUGUGCCCCAGGAUCAAUCAAAUCAUACACUAAGUUUGAUGCUCAGGUUUAUAUACUAAAGAAAGAGGAAGGAGGCAGACACAAGCCUUUUGUCAGCAACUACACACCACAGCUCUAUGUGAGAACGGCCGAUGUGGCAGCCGCCAUCAAGCUACCUGAAGGAGUAUCUUUUGUCAUGCCUGGAGAUGAUGCCAAGUUCAGUAUGGCUCUCAUGCAUCCACUGCCUAUUGAAAUUGGCACAAGGUUUACGUUACGAGAGGGCAGCAGGACUGUUGGCACCGGAGUUGUCACCAAUUUGAUAGAGUAGUUGAAUCCACAAAUAGUUGAUUGAUUACAUGCUUCCUCUCUCGUCAAAGACAGCAUAGCUCCAAGAACAAAAUACAAUGUGCUCAAUUUAUGUAGAAUGUGUGAGUCUGUAUGGAUAUACAUGAUAGCAUUAACCUUCCUUUUCGUUGUCAAUAUUUAAAGAUAUUGCGUAGUGCGUUUGCCGCUUCAAAAUUUUAUGUACAAUUAACAAUAUUGCUUGUUGA
Rhopilema esculentum is the source of this 1680-nucleotide messenger RNA. RefSeq lists its product as uncharacterized. The record is from RefSeq and is a predicted model, not a curated record. Gene Ontology annotation, biological process: mitochondrial translational elongation. Gene Ontology annotation, molecular function: translation elongation factor activity; GTP binding; GTPase activity. Gene Ontology annotation, cellular component: mitochondrion. NCBI's taxonomy places the organism in Eukaryota, Metazoa, Cnidaria, Scyphozoa, Rhizostomeae, Rhizostomatidae.